AUGGCGCCCAAGAAGAAGAAGUCCGGCCCUUUGGCCCAGCCAUCUACCUCGAAGGCUCCGCCACCCGCGGCAUCAGAUGCUGCAGAGGAUGCGGAGGCGAGCGAGGACGUGAGCGCUGCUGGGGGCGUGGCAGGAGCAGGUGGCGCCACCACCACUCCCCCUGCGGCCGACACGGGGGCUGAAGGCGUCAGAGGAGAACAACUUCAGCAAUGUUUCGACGGUCAAGCUCCACAAGGUGCGGACAGGAGGGUGACUCCGCUUGCACCCCCUCCUCCCAUCGCCGGGCGCAGCCACAGCGACGGCACUCGGUCCGGGGUGGGCCACCGCCCUCCGGCCGUCCCUGCCACAUGGGCGGUCACGGCACGUGUGUCUCCUCCCGGGCGAGCCGACCCAACUACUGCACCCGACGGAGCCGCGGACCCUCGAGUGCCAUCGCCGCGUGACUCCGCUGCCCAGGUGGCCGCCCCACCGCAGCACGGGCGCGUCACCGCCUCCGCCGCCAUGGGCACCGUCAGGAGCCAGGCGACGGUGCGGUCGUGGUCAUCAACUCGCAUGCCAAGCACAACCACGAGGCUAUGGCUCAGGCCCAGCUGCUACUAA
Aegilops tauschii subsp. strangulata is the source of this 600-nucleotide messenger RNA. NCBI's taxonomy places the organism in Eukaryota, Viridiplantae, Streptophyta, Magnoliopsida, Poales, Poaceae. The record is from RefSeq and is a predicted model, not a curated record.